Messenger RNA from Pelobates fuscus (common spadefoot toad), 802 nucleotides. RefSeq names its product mesoderm development LRP chaperone (gene MESD). The transcript is spliced from 3 exons. The record is from RefSeq and is a predicted model, not a curated record. The coding region runs from base 60 to 698 and encodes 212 amino acids. Gene Ontology annotation, biological process: protein folding. Lineage: Eukaryota; Metazoa; Chordata; Amphibia; Anura; Pelobatidae.
AUCCGGUGUGGGUGCUGCUGGGUGUCUGUACGAGUGGUGUGUGCUGCUGGUGGAGUAAGAUGGCCGCCUUCAGGCUGUUUGGUGUGUGUCUGUGCUUCCUGCUGCUUGUCAGCCUGGCUGGCUCUGUGGAUGAGAAGAAGAAAAAGAAGAAGGAUAUUCGGGAUUACAAUGAUGCUGACAUGGCUCGGCUGCUGGAUCAGUGGGAGGAAGAUGAUGAUAUAGAAGAAGGUGACCUCCCGGAACAUAAGAGAUCUCCUCCUCCUGUGGAUUUCUCGAAGCUUGAUCCCAGUAACCCAGAGAGCAUUUUACAGAUGACCAAGAAGGGCAAGACUAUAAUGGUCUUUGUGACUGUUUCUGGUAACCCCACUGAGAAGGAAACCGAGGAAAUUUCAAGCCUGUGGCAAGGCAGUCUUUUCAAUGCUAACUAUGACAUUCAGAGGUUUAUUGUUGGUUCAAAUCGUGCAAUUUUCAUGCUUCGGGAUGGAGGCUAUGCUUGGGAAAUCAAGGACUUCCUUGUAAAACAAGAGAGAUGUGCAGAUGUGACUUUGGAAGGACAGGUGUACCCAGGCAAAGGAGCAGAUGGAUCUUCAAAAAGUAAUAACCAGAUUAAACCGGAGAAGAAAAAAAGUACCAAAACUCAAAAAUCUAAGUCGUCUCAUGAAACUAACAAGGCAUCUUCACCAAAAGAAGAUUUAUGACAGCUGCUACCAAGUAGAAGACUCUAAAUAAAACAUAGAAUAGUCCCAUGACUGGAUUUCUGUUCUAGCACAUGGGUGCUUUCAAUCAAUCAGUGUACUUGUCA